This is a messenger RNA of Populus euphratica (Euphrates poplar), 1689 nucleotides long. Its product is annotated as ribokinase-like. The record is from RefSeq and is a predicted model, not a curated record. The transcript is spliced from 16 exons. Gene Ontology annotation, molecular function: kinase activity. Lineage: Eukaryota; Viridiplantae; Streptophyta; Magnoliopsida; Malpighiales; Salicaceae. Bases 1 to 1521 code for a protein of 506 amino acids.
AUGGAUUCACACUGGUUUUCAGCACUUUUUGACGGGGAUUAUGAUAGCGUAAUGAAUAAUAUUGUUGAUUAUGGUAAUUAUGGUAAUUCUUCUGUAAACAAUGGAGAUUGCAGAUCCUUCAUAGUAACAAUUUAUCUGAGUAAUCACAGUUCUGAUAAUGACGACGACAACAAUGAUGAUGACCAUUCAUAUGAAGAAGGAUGGAUGCAACGAUAUUUUAGAGUCUUUACUUUAAACUUGAAAACUAAUAUGGGUUACAGGGGUUAUGAUAAUGUAAUGAAUAAUGUUGCUGAUUAUGUUAAUUAUGGUAAUUCUUUUGUAAAUAAUGGAGAUUGUAAUGGUAAUCACAGUUCUGAUAAUGACGACGACGACCAUUCAGAUGAAGAAGUUCUGAUAAUGACGACGACGACCAUUCAGAUGAAGAAGUGCAUUUAUUUAAAUGUAAGUGAUUAUUUUUGGCAGUUAGGAUGCGGAGCGGCAGGGGUGGAUUUCCUGGCGGCCGUCGCUUCUUUUCCUAAACCUGAUGACAAGAUCCGAAGCACUAGCUUGAAGGUGCAAGGAGGUGGAAAUGCGGGGAAUGCGUUAACAUGUGCUGCUCGUUUGGGUUUGAAUCCCAGGCUCAUUUCCAAGGUUGCUGAUGAUAUUCAAGGCAAGGGAGUUUUGGAGGAGCUAGAAUCCGAUGGUGUUGAUACUUCUUUUUUUGUGGUUUCCAAGGAGGGAAAUUCACCAUCUACGUAUAUUAUUGUUGACAAUGAAACGAAAACCCGUACCUGUAUUCAUACUCCAGGAUAUCCUCCCAUGAUACCAGAUGAACUUUCCCGGUCAAGCCUUUUAUCUGCAUUGGAUGGAGCAAGACUUGUUUAUCUUGAUGGAAGGUUACAUGAAACUGCCUUAGUCAUUGCAGAAGAGACAGCUCGCAAAAAUAUACCCAUUUUGAUUGAUGUGGAAAGAAAGAGAGAAGGGCUGGAUGAUCUUCUGCCGUUGGCUAGUUAUGCUGUAUGCUCAUCAAAAUUUCCACUGGUAUGGACAGAGGCACCAUCUAUUUCAAGUGCACUUGUUUCCAUGCUUCUGAGAUUGCCGAAAAUCAAAUUUGUGAUUGUGACCUUGGGUGAAGAUGGAUGUGUAAUGCUUGAGAGAAGCACAGAAGAGGCUCCUGCAUCAGAAGAAAAGGAUGUAGAUAGCUUGUUGGAGUCACUGAAGCAGAGAAAGGAUGAUAACGUAGCCAUCCCAACAUGUUAUGCAUCACCACUGACAAAGAUAAGAGCAAACGGUAUAGGGACAGUGAAUGGGAGGUUGCUUGUGGGAACAGCUGAGAAGAUACCACCACCAGAACUUGUCGAUACGACCGGUGCUGGAGAUGCUUUUAUUGGUGCUGUUCUUUAUGCUAUCUGCGCCAACAUGCCUCCGGAGAAGAUGUUACCAUUUGCUUCUCAAGUGGCAGCUGCUGGCUGUAGGGCCUUGGGAGCUCGAACGGGUCUCCCGCACCGCACUGAUCCACGCUUGGCAGCCUUCUUGCACUAGAGCUCUCAUAUUGUGUACACCAUUUGUCAUUAUCCGUUAUAUGAACUUGUAAUCAACUUGAACCAUGGCAACGUUCCAUGUCAAAGCUUUCAGUCCUUAGCAUAAGGACUGGAAUUAAUGCUCAAAGACCUGCUGAUCUAGUAAAGUUGAUAUUGAUUGUCAAAGUGA